Messenger RNA from Pseudoliparis swirei, 4759 nucleotides. Its product is annotated as RNA-binding protein 15-like. Gene Ontology annotation, cellular component: nucleus. The transcript has a single exon. Lineage: Eukaryota; Metazoa; Chordata; Actinopteri; Perciformes; Liparidae. Gene Ontology annotation, molecular function: mRNA binding. Gene Ontology annotation, biological process: regulation of alternative mRNA splicing, via spliceosome. The record is from RefSeq and is a predicted model, not a curated record. Bases 385 to 2937 code for a protein of 850 amino acids.
CUGUCAUCUAUGACUCAAUAACAGUCAGUGUCCUUAUUUCUAGGUCACAAUGCAGCCUGUACAAAUACUUUAACAGACCAAUUAUUUAACUCUGCUGUCAGGAACUAGACUCUGACCCCAGAGCAGAGCCGCACCCUUGUUUAUGAUAGGCGGGCAAACAUCCUGCUCACGCGUGUGACAGCCCGCUUAGCCAAUCAACUUCUUCUACAGGCGUGUAGGCGGGACUUCCCGUACAGCAGGCGAGUAGUCCAACAUGGCGGUUAUGUCGCUCGCUUGAGUGUGUCGUGGAAACUGCGAAAGUUUAGUCAAUUACGGUCCAUUUCAGUGACAGAGAGAAGAUUAAAAAAAAGUACGUGCGUAUACUGCGUACAUCGGCUUCGGGAAAUGAAGGGGAAAGAGCGGUCGCCGGUGAAGAAACGCUCUCGGGCGCCAGAUGACGGCCGAGGAGGAAGCCACCCGGCCAGCAAGAAGAGCGGAGCGCUGUCGACGGUCGGCAGCAACAACGGCAACGGCGCCGCUCACAGCGGGGCUUCGUCCAGGAGAAGUUUACACAGCGAGAAGAGAGACAUGAGGGAUCCAGACGGACAUAAUUCAUCCAGUCGGACUAGUAGCGGCUACGACUACCAAGGUGUCCCGGGCAAACAGCCGUACGGAGGCGCUGACAUCGACGCGGAAACAUCCAGGUCCGGUUCACGCAGCGACCCGCGGCCUCCGUCAAACCCUGAAAACGAGUACAAGACUCUCAAGAUAAGUGAACUGGGCAACCAGCUGAACGACGAGGAGAUAGAGGAUGGAUUGUUUCACGAGUUUAAGAGAUUUGGGGACGUCAGUGUGAAAAUAACUCGAGAAAACGACAACAGGGUGGCGUAUGUGAACUUCAGGAGGCCGGAUGACGCUCGCUCCGCCAAACACGCCCGCGGGAAGCUCGUGUUGUACGACCGGCCUCUGAAGAUAGAGACCGUGUACACGAACAGACUCCCGAGCCGCUCCCCGGUUUUAAAAGACAAUUUCUCCCCAGCAGCCAGACAUCUCCACUCUCAGAGGCCCCUUUCUCCCACCGGGAUGGGGUAUCGAGACUACCGGCUGCAGCAGCUGGCCAUGGGCCGGCUCGCCCACCCUCCUCCCGCUCCUCCGCCUCUGCCUCCACCCCCUCACAUCAGAGACCUGGAAAGAGACAGAGAUUUUUCAGUGUACGAUGCCAGGAAUAGACCUCCGUUUAUCCCUGAAUGUGCUGUUUUCCGCGAGGAGGACCUGAUGACUCCUGAGGAUGACCAGAGGGCAAACAGGACUUUGUUUCUGGGCAAUCUGGACAUCGGUGUGACGGAGAGUGACCUGAGAAGGGCGUUCGACAGGUUCGGGAUGAUCACAGAAGUGGAUAUAAAGCGGGCAGUGCGAGGCCAGAGCAACACCUAUGGAUUCAUGAAGUUUGAGAAUCUUGACAUGGCUCAUCGUGCAAAAGUAGCGAUGUCAGGGAAAGUGGUGGGCCACAACCCAAUUAAAAUUGGGUAUGGUAAACCAACACCCACAACAAGGCUGUGGGUGGGGGGCCUUGGACCCUGGGUUCCACUCGCUGCACUAGCCAAGGAGUUUGACCGCUUUGGUACCAUCAGGACUAUAGACUACAGAAAAGGUGAAGUGUGGGCGUACAUCCAGUAUGAAAGUUUGGAUGCUGCUCAGGCUGCAUGUUCUCACAUGAGAGGCUUUCCUCUCGGUGGCCCCGACAGGAGACUGAGAGUGGACUUUGCCGAUACAGAGCAGCACUACAAGCACCAGCAGUACGUGCAGCUCCCACUUCCCCUGCCACACUAUGACUUUGUUCCGGAGCCCUUUGCCCACCGCCUGACGGACUCGGGGAGAGGGAGGGAAAGGUCCCCUCCGCUUCCUGCUCGCUUCAGAGACAGGGGCCCGUACGCCAGUGCUGAGUGGUCUGGCGUGGGGGUCCACGAUAGAAUGCGAGGAGCAGGCUUCGACCCGAUGGAUCGUCUCGAGAGGCGUUCCCAUGAGACCUGGUCAAUAGACCGUGAUUUACAAGGCAGAGAUUUAAACCGUAAAAGGAGACAUUUGGACGAUGGAAGUCGGCCGGAUCAUUCGCCCGACAAAAUCGACUUUGGUCUGCGCCGCCACGGCAACUCAUUAGAGCGCAGCCCUGGAGGGAAUAGCCACAGCCACAGUGACCCCGAACGUCUGACUCGUGCGGUCAGAACCUCCCCUGUCAGAGAGCGCCCGAACACUGGCUCUGGAGACAAGAGAAGAAAAACACUCACCCCACCUGCGACAGGCGCCUGCGCUGAGAAGGACCGCACCGUCAAAGCGAUGGACUCGUCCAAGAGCCCAGCGAAGAAGGAGGACCGCUUGGAACGCCCCCCCCCCUCUCAUGCCGCCAAGUCUGGACAGCAGUCCAAGCCGGCGGCGGGCGGAGAGAAGCUGAGUCCGGUCUGGCAGGGUGUCCUCCUGCUGAAGAACAGCAGCUUCCCCACAUCGCUGCACCUGCUGGAGGGGGACCUGGCGGUGGCGACCAGUCUGCUGCCGCAGGGCUCCGCAGGAGGCCACGCGUCCCAGCUGAAGAUCAGCCAGCGCCUGCGCCUGGACCAAGCCAAAAAAGAUGAAGUUUCACGUCGCAUCAAAGCUGCCAGCUCCAGCGGAUACGCCAUCCUUCUGGCCGUGCCCGGGAAGUGCGAAGACGAAGGGCUCCAGGACGCCAGCAGCUCGGCCGAGAAACCUCUCAAGUAUCUGGUCUCCUACCUGAAGCAGAAGGAGGCCGCCGGCAUCAUCGGCCUCCCUGUGGGGGGGGGCCGUGACAAGGACCCCGGAGGAGUCCUUCACGCCUUCCCUCCAUGUGAAUUCUCCCAGCAGUUUGUUGGUGCUUCGGCCAAAGCGUUCGCCAAGUCAGAGGAUGACUACAUGGUGAUGGUCAUUAUCAGAGGAGCGCCAUCAUAAGAAUAACGAAAUAUUCUCAAUGUCUCUUUUCACACUCAUGAACUGUUACACUGAGAGUUGUAAAAACAGGGAGAAGUAAUGACAACAGAGUAACAGGAAAUUGUGAUUCAUGAUAACUUUAUAUUCCCAUACCUGCAUGGUAGCUUGUAUCUCAUCCUGUGAAUUGUUUAUAGAAAUGAAAAUCACGUUAAAUUUAAAAAGGUUUUGAUAAAUUGAUACAUUUCAUUAAUAAUUCGGGUGAGAUGCUGCGUUCUGCUAUUUAGUUAACAGAUUAAUGUACUUGAAAGAUGUAUUUCUAAAGUAAUUCAGAGCAAGCUACAGUGUUGUGAAUCAAUGCUAUAUUUUGCCUUCUCUCAUUUAAAAAUGCAAUGAGUAUUUUUGCUUUAAUUUAAUCUGUUUUCAGCAUAGAUUCAACGGCUAGUGUCGACACAUUUGCAGUGCUAUGUUUGUACAGUUAGCCUUUGAAAAUUAAACCAAACGCGUGCAUAUGUUUUAGGAUGUAUAUCCAUUUGCUCUAAAGCUUUACCUUUUGCUCAUGAAUAGGAUUACUCCAGAUGUGCAUCUGUAUUACUUUUUUCUGACCAAGUAAACAUUUUUGAUUUAAAGUGUCAUUAUAUAACAGCUUUUCUAUUGUUGUCAUUUUAGGCCAGUCCUGCUUAAAGCUAAAGAAAAUUGUGGAAAUGCAUUCUGUUAAAUCGUAGGGCAUUAACGGUUUGAGAGAAAUAGAUGACAUUAACAUAAAUGCUCCUGUCUGAGCCACAUCUGGAGGUUUAUGUGAUGUAAGGUCACUCAGCAUUGGUAGAAGUUUGGAGGGGUGGACACAAGCAGCGAUCGCCUGUACAUCACGAUGUCGGUCAACACGAUGACCUUGGAAAGAGCGGUACUCUUAAGAAGCUACUUAUGUUAGUUUUAAUAUGCAUUUUAUUUCGAGAGACAAUUUUAAGCUCCAUGUUUAAUUUUGACCCCCAAGGUGUGCAUUGUAGCAUAAACAAAUAGUUAGGGUUAAAACUGAUGAAUAUUUUAAUUAUUGAUUUAAGCAACCGGUUAUUUUCUUGGUUAAAUAAAUAAUGAUUUGCUCUGCAGUAGAAUAGAAAAAAGGGAACAAUUGUACUGUUUUUUUAUGUCAUCAAAAUAGCAUUUUCUUUUGUCCUAUCAACUGUCAAAACCAAAGAAGAGAACAAAGAUAUAUCAACAUAGAACUGAUUGAUUAAACAACUUUUAUAUUUUUAGUCGAGAAAGUAUUUAUCAGUUGACUAAUCAAGCUGGGUAAUAUAUUGAUCUGAUCACAUCACCCAGGUUUGCUUUUGCGUCCACCCCUUUCAUAUUGUACUUUUAUUGGCAUCGAAUUUGAUUUACAACAGUCACCGGUUGAUCCAAGUCUUCACUAUUCUUAUGUUUGAAUCCAGUGAUUACAUUGACUAGUCCAGCAAAGCAUGUACUGUUUUAGAAAAAGAAGAUAUAACCUCUAAAUAAAUGUAAAGACUCUGUAGGUCAUGUGAUGCAUAUCUCUCAUGACUGAUCAGGACCAGUAGAAACUGGCUCUCCUCUCAGUGGACUUCAGAAUGAGUGAGAGGAGGAGCGAAGGCCAGCCUCCAGUGGCCUUACACGCACCUUCCUCUGAAGGGACUGUUCAUGAUUAUAUUUCUUGCUUUGAUUUGAGUACUGUGAUUCAAAAGGAGAAAUGAUAUCUGGAGAGAGGAAUGGAGAACAUCCUCAUGGGCCUAAGAAGUAUACCUAACCGUCAAAGUGCAACAAGCACUUGAUAGAUUUUGUCUCAAUAAAUUUACUCUUUCGUGGGAAACACGACUGCCUUGGAAGACGA